AUGGGGGAGUCAAAGGUUUUCAGCGGCUACGCGUGCAGUUGCAGAGGAGAGUGUGAGGGAGGGCUCUCGAAUAUUCUUGAUUGGAUGGCUGCAGUAUCAACAGCUGCUGUUGUAGGAUGGGUUGUUUCACCCAUUCUUAGAAGAAUGCUUUCUCUGGUGCAGUCCUAUAUAUCAAGUCAGUACAGUUGGAAUUCUAAUCUGGUGUCCGACCUUAAGAAUUUGCAGGCUACAUUAACAGAGAUACUCCUGGUAGUUGAUGCAGCUGAAAGGCAACAUGUAAAGGACAGCAAUCAGGUAGAAUUGUUGCGUCAAAUGAAAGAAGCAAUUUGUGAGGCAGAAGAUAUGUUAGACAAAUUUGACUACAAACUUAUAAGAGAAAAAGUUGAGCACCAAGGCGUGGCUAGGAGCAUAAUUUCAUCUUCACUUUCUCUUGGUAAGCGUUUAAUUGGUCUUGACAAGUUGAGAUCAGAAUUGCAUAUGGUUAUCAAAAGCAUGGCCAGAGUUAAAGCUUGUGCAGAAAUGUUUGCGAGAGUAAUGGCAGCUGAGAACACGAACACUAUUGAGCCUGCUGAUUGUGUCCGAACUAGAGCCACUGGAUCUUUUUCACAUGGAGCCAUUGUUGGACGAAAGGAGGAGGUUAAUGAACUACUUUGUUGGAUGCUGAAUCAGAAAAAUAUAACUUCCUCAAAUAAUAAAGGAUCAUUUAAUACAGAGGUGUAUUCUAUUGUUGGCGAUGGUGGCAUCGGCAAGACUACAAUAGCUCAACUCAUAUACAACGAUAAGAGAAUAGUAGACAAUUUUGAUAUAAGGAUGUGGGUUUUUGUUUCACAUAAGUUUGACAAGAUUAAUCUAAUUAAGGAGAUAAUUGCAUACACAGCUGGUGGUAAGAACAUCGAAUUGACAAAUUUCAAUUUCAGUAUGCUCCAAGAAGAACUUCAAAGGAGAAUUUCUGACAAGAAAUUUCUUUUAGUGUUGGAUGAUGUGUGGUAUGAUGAGAAUUUUGGGGAACAUACUAACCGAGGGAGGUGGAGGGAAUUGAUAGCUCCCAUGGAAAAUGCACUAACAGGAAGUAAGAUACUAGUAACAACCCGGAUGGAACUAGUAGCAAAAAUGCUGGACUCGAGAAGAUCAUUCUUCUUACAUGGCCUUGGACAGGAUGCUAGCUGGUCUCUGUUCAGAGAUUGCCAAGACUUCAGUGCAAUUUCUUCAACAGUAGAGAGCAUUGGAAUGCAAAUUGUUCAGAAACUUAAUGGUUCGCCUCUAGCUAUAAAGGUUGUGGGAAGGCAUUUAAACAGAAAGAAAAAAGUGGCAGAAUGGAAUGAAGUUCUUCACAGCAAUAAUAUCCUCAAUCCAAACGACAUGUUAAAGAUAUUGCGAUUAAGCUAUGAAGGUUUACCAGUACACCUCAAGCAUUGCUUUGCAUAUUGUGGUUUAUUUCCCAAAGGUUACCAUAUUGAUCCAGAAAAAUUGAUACAUAUGUGGAUAGCUCAGGGUUUUGUGGACACCGAAGGAAGCACAAAUAAGUCUUUGCAAGAUUCUGGAAGAAGCUACUUUGAUGAUUUGCUAGCUAGAUCAUUUUUUGAAAUGCUUAGACGUGGCAGCCAAACAUUCUAUGUUAUGCAUGAUAUAAUGAAUGACCUGGCACUUCAUGUUUCUCAGGGUGAAUGCCUUAGGGCCGAGUGUGAGUCUAUGGAGGCUAUGCCGCUUUAUACUCGGCAUUUGUCCAUUUCUAGUGAAAACUUGGAAAAUCUUGUGAAUUAUGAUUUGGGAAUGUUACGUUCAUUGAUAGUUUUGAGAAAAUCUUGGUUUUGCUCCAAAGUCUCUCUGAACCAUGCUAUACUUGGAAAGCUCAAGAGUGUCAGGGUGCUGGACAUAAGUGGUUGUUGUUUAGAAAGAUUACCUGAUGCUGUCAAUCGCCUGAUUCACCUACGGUAUCUAGGAAUACAACGGACUUAUCAUCCACUACCAAGAAAGAUGUUUAUGUAUCAUUUGCAGGCAUUGUUUGUGCAGUAUCACUCAUGUUAUUCCCCAACGGAUUACCACAAUUCUUCAAUGCAAAAUGCAAAGACAGUUGGAGGCUGUUUCCAUCUUCCAGAAAGCAUCACUAAACUUAUUAAUUUGGUCCAUGUUGAUGUAGAGAAGGCAUAUGUCCUUAUGUUAUCCAGCACUCACAAACUUCCAUAUGUUGAGUGUGCUGGAGAAUUCUGCGUUGACGAGGAGGGAAGUUUGCUAGGCCUGAAGGACCUCAACAAGCUCCGAGGACAACUCACCAUUAUGUCUCUAGAAAAAGUGAGAAACAAAGUGGAAGCUUCAAAGGCCCAUCUACACCUUAAGGAGCACAUAACCAAGUUGGAACUACAAUGGGAAUCAAGCAGGGCUAAGUGUGCUAAUUCUACCAAGCAGGGCUUUGAGGUGCUUGAUGUCCUAAAACCACAGCCUGAUCUUGAGGAGCUAACUAUAAGUGGAUAUCCUGGUGCUAGAUCUCCUUCUUGGUUGGAGUCUGGUUGGCUGAGCAGGGUGCAAUUUGUUUGCCUACGUGAUUGUAACAGAUGGGAGGUACUUCCUCCUUUAGGGGACCUGUUAUUACUGAAAACUCUCGAAAUACGGCGAAUGCAAGGGCUUAAGACACUUGGUCAGGAGUUCUUUGGCUGUGCCGGAUUUCCCUCUUUGGAGAGAUUUCUACUGGAGCGCUUACCGAAUUUGGAAUGGUGUCUUGUAGAUAACUAUCAACUGUUUCGCAAUCUCCAACAUCUUUCUGUUGCCGGAUGCCCGAAGUUAAGAGAAUACCCCACAUAUCCCCGUACACUUGAACAUAUAGCUAUACUGGACGAGGAGCGAAUCCAAAUUAAGAGCUAUAUUCCUAGUGCUACAAUACACAGAUUUUUUUGUAUAUUGGUAUCAAGCUUCUUUCAUGUCUUGCAUGCUCAUCACCUAGAGUUUGUUGAGGAUAUGGAGAUCUAUGUUAACCAUGAAGUAUGCAUGUCCAGAACAGUGUUUGACAAUUUGAAAUCUCUCAAGAAGUUGAAAAUAUAUGGUAUACAUCGGGCCAAUACUUGCUCCGUAAUUGCUACAUUGUGGGAUCAGAAUGGGUUGACUGUGUUUCCUUCAUCACUUAGGAGCCUUCAGUUACUGCACUGCUACCUGCAGCCAUCCUUUUUGUCCAAGCAGUUGAAUAAUCUCUCAUCACUUGAUACUCUGUGCCUGAUGGACUGUGACACGGUUGAGAUGCCCUGUCCACCGGUAAGCCUGCACCACCUUAGAAUGCUGAAACAAUUGAACAUUUAUAAAUGUGAUUGGAUCACAUCUUUCGAGGGUUCAGAAGCAUUGGUUUCCCUGGAAGAAAUGAAGGUGGAACAAUGUUACGACUUGGGAUAUGUACCAGUUGUAAACAACAUGCCAUCUAUUCAGAAAUUGCAUUUGAUACGUUGCCCUCAAGUGAUGUAUUUGUCGAAUGCUGGCUACCAUACAGCAUUGAAGGAACUGGUAAUAGAAUCUUGCGAUGGACUAUCAUCACUCAAGGGGUUGCGUGGCCUUGUCUCCCUUACUAAGUUGAAGGUUACAAGCUGCUCUGACUUGGUGUUGCUGCCUGAUAUGGAUGCGUAUUAUUCACUUGGGCUUCUGAUCAUUAAGCGUUGCCCUCUGCUGAGGUCACUUCCAAAGACUGGUCUUCCUGUGUCGCUUAAAGCUUUCUUCUUGAUUAAAUGCCAUCCGGCACUGGAGGAGCAGUUUCAGCAGAAGGAAGGUGCUGACUGGAACAAGGUUGCCGCGCUUCCAGGAUGCAUGAGAUAUACCGGCAAAUCUUCUGUACAAUGGCCCAGGGAAUGGGAAAUAUGGAAAGAAUUUUGAAGAUCCAACCAAUCCGAACUGGUGGUUUAGUAGAUUCAGGUUUUGGAGGUUGACUUUCUGCUAUUGUUUCCAUCUCAACGGUCCAUGUUAUUUGGAAGCCUAGCCCAUUAAAGUAGACAUUGCUUGUCUCAUUGAUUUCUUUAGGGUUUUUGCACGCCACUUUCACUCUCACUGGGCCUCUCCUCUGGAGGCUCCUUCUAUCCACCUCUUCAGGGUCACCAAUAAGACUAGCAAGGGCCGUCUCUGGAAAACUGAAGCCAACGAAGUGUUGUCUUGCCUAGGGCCGUCGGAUGCCAAUUGAAUGUGGAUGCGAGCGCUAGCAAGGGCUGCCUCUGGAAGACUGAAGCCAACGAAGUGUUGUCUUUCCUCUGGAAGACUGAAGCUAAUGAAGGGCUUAUGGUGAAGCCAAACUGGCUUACGGUUGUUGUUCAGAGAAAGGAGAAAAACCGUGAGGAGCUAGCCAUUCUGCAGUCCUAAUUACAUGCUAGUUUCAUACACCAGACAUCCACAACGCGCCUGUCCGCGCACUUCCACCGCGCUCUCCACAGGCGUGCAUCUUCUUUACAUGCCAUCAACAGAUGACUUAUUGAAAGUGGCAGGCUCUGGAAAACAACACCGCUUCUGUGUUUCUAGAGGUGCCAGGCUGCCAGCAGCAUAGUAGGAUGAAGCUUUCAAGGUGCAGGCUAGGCAUUGUUGUCGGACAAGGAACAACCCAGAGCUUUGCAAC
Messenger RNA from Setaria italica (foxtail millet), 4573 nucleotides. Its product is annotated as putative disease resistance protein RGA3. The transcript has 6 exons. The record is from RefSeq and is a predicted model, not a curated record. Lineage: Eukaryota; Viridiplantae; Streptophyta; Magnoliopsida; Poales; Poaceae. Gene Ontology annotation, biological process: defense response to other organism. The coding region runs from base 1 to 3846 and encodes 1281 amino acids. Gene Ontology annotation, molecular function: ADP binding.